Molecule: messenger RNA, 1188 nt
Organism: Sesamum indicum (sesame)
Lineage: Eukaryota; Viridiplantae; Streptophyta; Magnoliopsida; Lamiales; Pedaliaceae
Product: Mitochondrial transcription termination factor family protein
Biological process (GO): regulation of DNA-templated transcription
Molecular function (GO): double-stranded DNA binding
Source: RefSeq, a predicted model, not a curated record
AUCAUUGGAUUUGAUAGAACGAGAGUCUCACACCUCAGUUCGACUUCUGUGGGGUGCAAAACACUGGAAGAAGAUUCCCUUUUUUGUUCUCCUCACGGCAGAAGUAGAAGUGCUGACCACCAGUUCAAUCCAGCUACCCAAGGUCAGGGAUGCUGGGAAAAUUUUUGGCUUCGCCUCUGCUGACAUUUGAUUCAACAGUUGGCAGAAGCUUCUGCUCUUAUCCUGAUUCUGCCUCAGUAGCAGCCGAGAACUGGCUCGUUAAUGCAAAUCUUGCAAUAAAAUUUCCCUCAUAUGUCCCCCGUGGGCAUGGGAUAGACAAUUCCCCAUCUAGGAACUGGGAGUUGCGUUCUACUUCCCAAAUUCAGGAUGCAAUUCUCAGUGACGAAGAUAAGAAAACAUGGGAAUCAUGUAGACAAGCUCUGUCUGCGUAUGGUUUUUCUAAUGAGGAAGAAGACAAGAUCCUGGGAAAAGCUUUUGGUCAAAUUCAUUCUCCUUAUUGGGGUGAGGAGCGGAAGAAGGAAGUUCCCAAGUUUGAGGUAGUAAGUGAAAUACUAAAUUAUCUUAAGGAUUUAGGCCUCGCUGAUGAUGAUCUUGGCAAACUUAUCAAGAAAUUCCCUGAGGUACUUGGCUGUAGCUUAGAACAUGAAUUGAAAGCAAAUGUACAGAUUUUGGAAAAGGAAUGGGGCAUCAGAGGGAAAACACUGAGAAACCUCCUCCUCCGCAAUCCCAGAGCGCUGGGUUAUAACAUUGAUUGCAAAGGAGAUUGCAUGGCACAAUGUACUCGCUGCUGGGCUCGGUUUUAACUGCUGUUGUUUUCUUGAUUUGUUCAUUCCUGGAUUCCUAGUAUGUAAUUAUGGGCAUUCUUGAUCAAGUCAUGUUCGGUUUCUUCUUUGAUAUUGAAGACAACACCAAGAUAUCUGACGAAGGUGUAGUACAGUUGAUGCAGGAAAAAUUAUGUAUAAUUCAUAGCAAGAUUUGGAGUAACACUAGUACUUGGCACAGAUUGAUGUGCUUAGAUGACUUGCCAUUUCCAUGCACACAUAAUGUAUACAUGCUUCCUCUCACAGAAUUUAGCAGUCUUUUAGCGAGUCAGGAAUUUUUUACUGGUUGAUCACCAUUCUUAAUAAGGUUAAAGUUAGUGAUUUGAUUUGUGUCUUGCAGAAUAGAAAAUCAAUGAGAGAUUUAUUU